Drosophila eugracilis is the source of this 2357-nucleotide messenger RNA. RefSeq names its product glucose dehydrogenase [FAD, quinone]. NCBI's taxonomy places the organism in Eukaryota, Metazoa, Arthropoda, Insecta, Diptera, Drosophilidae. The record is from RefSeq and is a predicted model, not a curated record. Gene Ontology annotation, molecular function: oxidoreductase activity, acting on CH-OH group of donors; flavin adenine dinucleotide binding. The transcript is spliced from 2 exons. The coding region runs from base 385 to 2286 and encodes 633 amino acids.
AAGCAAGCCAACAGAUAUUAAAAUAAUUUAUACAUUACUUUACAGAUCAUAUGGCAUUAUCUAAUCGGAGUUGAGGAUUAUUUUUAUUAUUUUUAAAAACUUAAACAAAAAGUAAAGCCUAACUACCUUUAAACCCAAACUAAACCAAAGAGAAAUUUCCCUAAAAAACGAAAAACCUUUUCAAGUUUCUUUCUUACAACUUUGUAGACCAACUUUUUGUAGUCCAGUGUAACUGGGAGAACAGAACUAAGACUUUUGCAUAUUGGUCAAUGCACUCAAAGAUUUCUUUGGGUCAGCAAUUAUAAACUUCAGCUGGAUCAGCAAAAAUAUUUAUAUCGGAGUAUAGUAAAAAAUAGUUCUGUGCAGUCAGUUCGUACUUUCACGAUGUCGGCGCUUAACACGUUCGUGGCCAUGUGGCGGUUCUUACUGACCCUUGGCCCCUCGGCCAUGGUCAUCCUGCUCCUGAACAAGGGCAUACUCGAUCAGCGACCAGAUAUUAUCGAUGAACAACAUCGCGUUCGAUCGAUACAUAUCGAAGAUCUGCGGGAAUCCUAUGAUUUCAUAGUGAUUGGCGGUGGCUCAGCGGGUUGUGUUUUGGCCGCCAGACUCUCAGAGAAUCCGGAAUGGAGUGUUCUGCUCCUCGAAGCUGGCGGGGAUGAGCCAUUACUUAUUGAUUUGCCACAACUUUAUCCGGUAUUCCAAAGAAGUCCCUGGGAUUGGAAGUACUUGACGGAACCCUCGGAUCGUUAUUGCCUUGCCAUGGAGGAUAAACGUUGCUUUUGGCCCAGGGGCAAGGUCCUGGGUGGCUGUAGCUCCAUCAAUGCCAUGAUGUAUAUCCGGGGAAAUAGAAGGGACUACGAUCACUGGUCGGAAUUAGGCAAUCCUGGUUGGAACUAUGCCAAUAUCCUGCAUUAUUUCCGUAAGGCAGAGGAUAUGCGAGUUCCGGGCUUUGAACAUAAUCCGUAUCAUGGUCAUGGUGGUCCCAUUUCCGUGGAGAGAUAUAGGUUCCCCUCCCCCCUUUUGGAUAUCUUCAUGGGAGCUGCCCAACAACUGGGCAUGGUUAACCCCUAUGGCGAUUUCAAUGGCCAAUCUCAGACAGGUUUUGCUCCGCCACAUGGAACCCUAAGAGACGGCCUGCGUUGUAGUGCCAAUAAGGGUUAUCUUCGCCGUAGCUGGCAGCGUCCCAAUUUGGAUAUUGUCCUUAAGGCCUUUGUGGAACGAAUCAUCAUCGAUCCGCAAUCUCGUCGUGCCAUUGGAGUUGUCUUCGAAUAUGGUCUUAUCAAGCAUACAGUCAGGGCCAAAAGAGAGGUAAUCCUCUCUGCUGGAUCAUUGGCUAGUCCCCAACUCUUGAUGGUCAGUGGUGUGGGUCCCAGGGAUCAACUGGAACCACUGGGCAUACCUGUGCUGCAGCAUUUACCCGGUGUGGGUGGCAAUCUUCAGGAUCAUAUAUCCACCUCGGGUGCCAUCUACACCUUUGACAGUCGCCAGAAUCGACAUCUCUCUUUUAUAGUCCCCGAAAUGAUGAACGAAAAGGCUGUGGAGGAUUUCGUUCAAGGCGCUGAUAGCUUCUUCUAUGCCAUGCCAGUGAGUGAGGUGAUGGGUUUCUAUAGUACUCGCUAUCAGGAUCCACGAUUGGAUUGGCCAGAUGUCCAGCUCUUCAUGGGCAGCUAUGCCUAUGGAUCAGAUGGUGGAAUUGUUGGCCGAAGAGGAGCUGCCAUUACCCUGGACAACUAUGCAGAAACCUUUGAGCCGGUACUGUAUCAGGAUUCCUUUGUGAUAGCCCCACUUUUGAUGCGUCCACGCUCUAGGGGAUUCCUUCAGCUACGAUCAGCUGAUCCUAAAAUACAUCCCCUUAUCCAUGCCAACUACUAUGAUGAUCCCCAUGACAUGGCCGUGAUGGUAGAGGGCCUAAAGCUAGCCCAUCGUCUAACCCAAACUCCGAUAAUGCAAUCCCUGAAUGCCACCAUGAAUAUCUACGAAUGGCGCAAUUGCCCGGAAGUGGAGUACCUUAGCGAUGCCUUCUGGGAGUGCUUGGCUAGGUUUUACUCUCAGACCAUCUAUCAUCCAGUGGGCACUUGCAAAAUGGCUCCCGUUUCGGAUCCCUCUGGUGUGGUAGAUCCUCGUCUGAGGGUAAGGGGCAUCAAGGGUUUGAGGGUUAUCGAUGCUAGCAUUAUGCCUACUAUCCCUACCGGAAAUACCAAUGCUCCGACUUUCAUGGUGGCAGAAAGGGGAGCGGAUAUGAUCAAGGAGGAUUGGCAUCACUACAGAGAUGGUGGUUGGAGUUAAUUAGGGCUACUAUAGUUUAGUCUUUGUACUAGAAAUUAAUGGAAUAAAAUGUGUUUUGUAAACAGAAAGAA